UUUAACUGUUUUUAUGGGAUGAGAAGGAUGGCGGAGAAGGUUGGGAAGGAAUACUGUUCUCCUGAGAUCCUGUUCCAGGACUAUAUGGAGGCCUGGGUUGGAUUAUCCAUCAAGAAAGCUAAACUGUAUCUUCGUCGGCUCGCCUCGCAAGCCCGGAAAGACGAGAUAGAUAAUAUUCAUUCUCAGAGCAGACACAGACAUCCCUCCAGACAGAUUAGUGAGGAGGAUUUAAUUAACCAACAACUACAAACCUUUAACUUUAUCCAUGAGAGCUGUUGGACAACCUUCGAUGAUCUGCCCUUCUCCUCUCAGGAGCUGGAGGUGAAAUGUAGUAUUCAACUUAUUCAAGGAUUUAAUAUCCUAGAGUCAAGGUUUGUAACGGAGAAGACGAAUAUGUAUCUGGAGGACGAGGUUCUGGAUGCAGAUGAGAUGAUGAAACUAAUCAAACUCCUGGACGGACUAAGGGAGAGGUAUCUUGUAGCCGGAGAUAGGCUUCAUCUUCUCUACUCAAACUCUCAGUUGGAGAAGGAUAAGGAGAAGAUUGCUGAAACCUUCCCAACCCUGGAAAAUAUGAAAAGAAUGCUGAAUGAACAGAUUCAAGCAAGAAUGGAAAAUUAUGCACAUUCACAUUCAGCAAAAUUUCGGAGAUAUAUAACAGAAAAAGGAGAGAACAAGUUGGUAACUGGAGCUUUGGUUCUCUUAGACAAAGAAAUUCAUAUUAUUUCCAAUAAAUUCAAGCUUACUAAAAAUCAGAACUUUGAGAACUACAGGAAAUCUGUUUGCCUCCUUCUUUGGAAUAAGUUUGAAAGCGAACUGUUAGAUUUCUUCUCCAUGAAAAAGCAGCGAAAUAAUGAGAAAAAUAAACCAUCGAGGUUUAAUUAUCUCCGGGACGGAAUAUCUGAUGUUAUUGCCUUCAAACAGCAAGCUAUGAAGGAGGAGGUGAUGAACUACUCCAGCUCUACAGCACUACUGGAGAUGGAGGAGGAGCUGAAGUUCCUGACAAGCAGCUCCAAGUCCCUGAUUUCCAGGUUCCUGAGGAUGAAGGAGGAGUAUGAGGAUAAUCAGGAGGUUUAUGAUGGUCUCCUGCUCAAGUAUAGACUAGGAUAUUGUCAGGAAGAAAACGAGAUUGCACUUGAGAUCUGCUCCAUCCAGCAUUUAAAUAAAGAGGGGAAAGACAAGAUUACUCUAGAGUUCAGAUCUACAUUCUUCCCUCCCAGAGGAGAUCAUCUUGGAAUUGAAAAGAAAAAGAGCUAUGUCGUUGAUCAGGAGAGCUGGGUGUUUGAUGUGAGUGAUAAUGACGCUGGAUUGGACAGGCUCAUAUUUUCCUACUCAUUAGACCAUAUUUUCAGUAGAAAAAGUGAAAAAGAAGAUUGUUUUAUCUGCGUGGAUUUAUUUAAAAAGCAAACUUUAAAAUCCUCAGUUAUCCUCGGUGAUGCAGUUUUUCAGGUGUGUAGGAACGGAGAACUACUACCAGAUAUACCGGAGUAUACCAGUAUAUCUGGUUUAAUGUGUACUCUGUAUAGGUGUGUAGGAACGGAGAACUACUACCAGAUAUACCUGAGUAUACCAGUAUAUCUGGUUUAAUGUGUACUCUGUAUAGGUGUGUAGGAACGGAGAACUACUACCAGAUAUACCGGAGUAUACCAGUAUAACUGGUUUACAGAGUAAUACUCAUAUGUCAACAAAGAUGAUGAAUAAGGAAGGGGAUGAAGUUUACAAGUCCCGUGAAUACCUGGAGUUAAGACAGAGAAAAGACGACCUCGCCAAAUCCUUCAUAAAAUGGCAAAAUUCAGAGAAAAACAAGGAACGAGAUGAUCCCAUAUAGGGAUCAUGAAAACAAGGAACGAGAUGAUCCAAUAUAGGGACCAGGAAAAGUUGACUCUCGAUUCUGAAAAAUAUUGUUGCUAGUGACGAUAUUGUAAACUAUUUUUGUGCUCUGCCGCAAUGAAAAUUGUUGUAAAGGAAUCGAGUUUUUGCCAAAAAUUCUGAUACAAUUUGUCGUAGACCUUAGAUAUUUCAAACUAUAAAUUCUUAUAG
Molecule: messenger RNA, 2037 nt
Organism: Eurytemora carolleeae
Lineage: Eukaryota; Metazoa; Arthropoda; Copepoda; Calanoida; Temoridae
Exons: 10
Coding region: 19-1584 (521 amino acids)
Source: RefSeq, a predicted model, not a curated record